Messenger RNA from Cyprinus carpio (common carp), 3373 nucleotides. RefSeq names its product PDZ and LIM domain protein 4. Gene Ontology annotation, molecular function: muscle alpha-actinin binding; actin binding. The record is from RefSeq and is a predicted model, not a curated record. Gene Ontology annotation, cellular component: Z disc; filamentous actin; stress fiber. Gene Ontology annotation, biological process: muscle structure development; heart development; actin cytoskeleton organization. Lineage: Eukaryota; Metazoa; Chordata; Actinopteri; Cypriniformes; Cyprinidae.
UAGUUUUAUUUAAAGAGUGAAUGAGGAGAGCGCAGUUUUUCUGCUGUGGAUACUGUUUGAAUCAAAUAUGUCUCACACUGUGACUCUCACCGGUCCCUCGCCGUGGGGUUUUCGUCUGGUGGGCGGACGGGACUUCAGCACACCGCUCAUCAUUUCAAAAAUAACACCUGCGAGUAAAGCAGCGCUGGGCUGCUUGUGCCCUGGAGACACCAUCCUAGCCAUCAAUGGAGAAAGCACAGAGACCAUGACACACAUGGAGGCUCAGAACCGCAUUAAAGCCUGCACAGAUCAGCUUGUGUUGGCCAUCAGCAGAUCUGGAAAGGUUUGGUCUCCAACUGGAAUAGAAGAAAACAAGACAAGUCCAUUCAGCGGCACACUGGAGUCUGAGUCACAGACCUUUCGACCAAUCAGCAGUGGCUAUAGCCCCACUCCCAAGAGUCCGUCCCCCAAGAGUCCCAUCACAGGCGGUGUGCCCUACAAUAACGGCAACUCCAGACCUACCUACAACAAUCCAGCUGGCCUGUAUUCACAAAAUAAUGGAAAUGGUGCCCUACCGAAGCAGAUGGCAGGCCUCAGCCUGGGCUCCCCCCACAGUUUCAGCCCUGAACUGCCAGUGAAUUCAUCGGGCAACCGCAACGGUUUCGACACACAGUCAGAUGUCUACAGGAUGCUUCAGGACCAUGAGGAACCUGUGUCAGCUCCCAAACAAUCUGGCUCCUUUAAAUACCUGCAGGGAAUCCUGGAAGCUGAGGAUGGGGGGACCUCACCCGUGGACAGACAUGGUGUCAGAGGCUUGCGUUCCCCUGUCAAAUCCCCCGUGCCAAAGCUGGGCAGCCCCAUACCGGCUCCUCUGGCACCAAUCCCUGGCUUACAGAAGCUGCCGCAGUGCACACGCUGCGCAAACGGCAUUGUGGGAACCAUCGUGAAGGCCAGAGACAAGCUCUAUCACCCCGACUGCUUCGUGUGUGAUGACUGUGGGCUGAAUCUAAAGCAGAGAGGAUAUUUCUUCAUCGAUGAGAAUCUGUAUUGCGAGAUGCAUGCCAAGGCCCGUGUGCAGCCUCCGGAGGGGUAUGACGUGGUGGCAGUGUAUCCCAACUCCAAAGUGGAACUGGUCUAAGCAUACACACACACACACACACACAGGUUUUCCUUGAGGAUUCAGCUUGGCGAAGUGGAAAUGAGAAUAACAAACUGAAAUAUCUUUUUCAGUCCCUGCUCAACUUUAUCCUGGACUCACUUUCUGUAGUUUGUUAACCUGCAGUUAACCUCGUACCGAAAUCGAGCAGCACCUAUUUCUAGGUUAGACGGCCUUCCUAACAUUCGUACAAAGCAAUUCUAGUGUUGCUUUAAGUUUGAAAUGCAAGAUAGCAGAAUAGACAAAACAACAUCUGUUCACCUAAAUUCCAGUGGCACACCAACGAUUUAUUUUUCUGAAAGCUGUGGUGAACUGAGGUGCUCGAAAAGGCCACAAAGAAUGUUUCGAGCCAUGUGGAAAAUGGAAAUGAUAUUCAUUUAUUCAGAACGUUUGGGACGGUAUGUUUAUUCUUUGGCUAAGAAGCCAAGUCGUGUUUUUUCUAGCUUCCAUCACCAAACCCAGCCGUAAACGGAAGAAAAUGAGACUGUAGGAAUGGAAAACUGCAUUUGAUUGGCUCUGAGCAAAAUUAUGCUGUAUCCGUGUUGCAUGUGAAUGUAAUCUGACACGUAAUGGCUUUUCUAAAUGAGUCCGAACACAAUUUCUGACACAAAUAUGCAUUGCAUUCUUAAAAGAAACUCUAUGGACAGUUUUCUCAUUUACAUCAGCUAUCUUAACCAUUUGAAGAGAAUAUUGCUAAAUGACGCUUUUAUCUAUUCAGCAUGUUUUCUGUCACAAAUCUUGCUAGCUGAAAAAAAAAUUUGGUUUAAUGGCGUAGACAUUUCUAAAUAACUCUAUCACUCCCUGCUGAGUACUGAUGUUCAAACACACGUUAUGUACAAUAGCAUCACAUGGUUGAAAUGUGUUGGCCAAGCGAUUCGGACUGCGUUUGCAUAUUUGCGUACAGUAUGUGAUUGAAACUAGAAUUAUUUUGAUGGUUUCAAUGGCUUAAUGUAAAACGAAACCAGAAUAGUAAAGUAGAUAUGCAUUUAUUUUUUUGUCUUUUCGUUAAGUGGCGAGGCUUUUGUAAAUUCUGUAAAAAAUGAGAAAUUUUUGUUUUUCUAGUUUCUUAUGAAUGAUAUAUUGAGUGGGUUUUAGAAACAUGUAACACAUAACUUUACUUUGUUGUACUAAGAACCUUCUGUAAAUAAUUUGAAUGCUAACAGAUCAUUUUUCAUCAUAAUGACAUUUAAACUGAAAACGAAAACUAAAAACAGGUACUUAGAGUCAUUUUAAUGGAUUAUGUCAUUCCAAACCCUUCUGACUUUCUUCUGUGGAACACAAAGGAAUAAUGCUCAUGCUGGCCAGAUGCAGUUAAGCUACUAAAAAGCAGCAUGAAAGUAUUAUAAAAAAUAGUCCAUAUGACUUGUGUGCUGCAGUCUGAGUUCUGUGAAGCCAAACAAUAACAUUGUGUGAGGAUCAAACCAAAACUGAAGGCAAUAUUGUGGCUCAUAUUCCAUUUUCAAAACUGCUUGAUAAUCACACUGGUUUAACUAUUAUUUCUUCUUGAAGAUGUGUGAUUGUUUCUCAUUUACAGUCAUGAAUGUGCAUGCGAAGUCUUGACACGCAGAUGUGCUUUGGAAACGCUGUGCAAAUUUUGGUUAUCAAUUGUAAUAGGGGUCAAACUGAACCCCAAGGGUUUCCAUACGAUUUGCCAAAAAAUCAACACUUUGUGAAACAGUAAACGGUCAAACACGUCCAUCUAGCGUAUGUUUACAUAGAAAACAAUGGUAGCGCAUUGGAAUGAAAAAACAUGUUCUGUGUGAAUGCCCCCGAAACUAUUUAUUUAUUACUAUUUGGUCUGCCAUAGCUCUCAAAUAUCUUUAAUCUUUAAAGAUGAUGCAUCAAGACAUUGCAUCAGGAAUCACUGGUUCUCACAUGAAGACCUUGAUUAGUUAAUACAGGUGUGUUUUAUUAGAACAGCAGCCAAACGCCGCAGGAUAGUGGCCCUCCCAUUGGAGAUUUGGACAAUCCUUUACUAAACAGUUCCACAGAAGAAAGCCAUGCAACUUUGUAAUCCCACAAAAAAAUGGAAAGAACAAGAAACAAGCAGGUUUGUUUUGAGCAGAAUGCUAACUGAGUCUGUGUCUGUGUCAGCACCUCCCAAAGCUCCUGUGGAUGUGUUUCCAAACUAUUGCCAAAUAACCAUUCGCUGUUUUUACUGUCACAACAAGCACAUAUGCUUUUGCUUAUCAGACACACUCUGCAUAAGUGACCAACAUUAAAAUCUACUUUCACUGC